AACUUGAAUCUGAAAUCGAUAGUUCUACCGAUGAAAUUCCUUACCCCACGCUCUAUCCUACCGAAGCAACAUCAACAACGGAUACAGCCACCCCAAGUGAGAGGUCAGAAGUAUCUUCAGACGAAGGCCAGCGAACAUCCAGUAUCCCGAUAGAAUCCUCCACUCCCGAGUCCUUGUAUAGCCUGAAUAAGAAAUAUUCAAGGAACAUCAUGAAUGCUCUAGGGUCAUCUAAGGGUAAUUGCUCGUCUAAGAAUGCUCUCAUCCGUCGAUCAUGGUCUCGAAUUUCAGAUGAUGAUCGCAAAGACUAUCUAUCCGCCAUUGGUUGCAUCAAUCGCAGGCUUCAAAAUACCAUCCAUGAUGAAGGUCCCACAAUUCACACUGACGCCCUCCGUUUCCGUAUUGACGACUUUGUAUUGGUGCACACAGAAUGGAGCUAUCUUAGUCUGUUCUCGGGGACCUACUUUCACUGGCACCGAUGGUUUUUACAUCUCUACGAAACGGCUCUACGAGACGAAUGCGGCUACACAGGCACCCUGCCAUACUGGGACUUCUCAGAAUAUGCCGAUGACAUCACCACGGAUCCAAUAUUUUCUGGCGAUUCUGUCUCUAUGGGGGGUAACGGAGCUGCUAAAUCACACGGAUGGGUUCGUGUUAACUACUUCGAUGAGAAAUUCAUGGUUCCGCCAGGUGAUGGCGGUGGUUGUGUUUCCACCCCUCUGGAAAACUACACUGCCCGCCUAGGACUUCCAUUGGUCUACGACACUGAUACAGCCAAGACCACAGACCAUCCAUGGCCCACAUAUGAUGCUGCUGGCUAUGUCGCAAUCGUCAAGAACAAUGGCUAUGACUGGAAUGAUCGUUGCAUCACUCGAGACCUGAGCCCAUGGAUUGGUCAACUCUUGGAAGCAUCUCGCAUCGAGUACGACUUAUCAUGCCCGGACUUUGAGUGCCUAAUGAAUCGCAUCAAUGGCCUCGAACCGGCCUACCGAUAUAUCCAGAACCUCGUGAACACUGCGAGAUUUGCAGUAGGAGGUCUGCAGCUCGAUCCUCUGACCGCGCCUAAUGAUCCGAUAUUCUGGCUCAUCCAGUCCAAUAUAGACCGCCUGUUCUCUGUCUGGCAAGGCCAAGAUCUGGAAGCUCGUGUUAACCAGACUGCAGGAAAACAUAACCCGUGGAAUCGGGAGUCGGAGCAUCCCUACCAUGGCGAUCCGGUGAGGCUUGACGAAGACCUGACCAUAGGUCCCAUCGACCAGAUAUGGACGCGCUCUACAGGGGACUUCAGCUCUACCAUCGAUGGGCCUUUACUUUGCUACUACUAUGACUCUCAUUGACAGGAACGUGGACGAAGAUGCAUCAACAAGAAAUAAAACGGAACAAUGGCUCUGAAUGGCUCUGAAUGGAAACACGACUCCUGAAACAUACGCUAUGUCAAAUGAAAUAUAGCUAGCUGGUUUAUAUGUAACGAAGAUUGCUUUUGGUAAAUGUUGUUUUAUGUCUUUGUGCAGAAUGUUGCAGCGUUCGUAAAGAGCAUAUUACCUAAGUAUGUUUGUUAAGUCUAUAUCAAUCAUGGAAAUAUGGUGCGCAAUGUCCUCAAGUGGUAGACUCCUCAUAAUCUGCAUAAUCCUC
Molecule: messenger RNA, 1626 nt
Organism: Aaosphaeria arxii CBS 175.79
Lineage: Eukaryota; Fungi; Ascomycota; Dothideomycetes; Pleosporales
Product: Di-copper centre-containing protein
Exons: 3
Coding region: 210-1331 (373 amino acids)
Molecular function (GO): oxidoreductase activity
Source: RefSeq, a predicted model, not a curated record